Molecule: messenger RNA, 1071 nt
Organism: Aaosphaeria arxii CBS 175.79
Lineage: Eukaryota; Fungi; Ascomycota; Dothideomycetes; Pleosporales
Product: alpha/beta-hydrolase
Exons: 3
Coding region: 1-1071 (356 amino acids)
Biological process (GO): lipid catabolic process
Source: RefSeq, a predicted model, not a curated record
AUGAGACUGUUGAACCUGGUUACAUGUGCUGGCACGGGGCUCCUGAUCAGAAAUGCUGCCGCAUUGCCAAUCUUUGGGUUGGGUGACAAAUUCUCUAAUUAUGUCAAGGGCGCCAUAGAAAAGGGUAAAAAAGAGCUUGGGGAGAUUCCUGGUAUAGAUGGCACGGCCGUAUUGGAGGAAAUUCCCGGGCUGGAUCUGGGAAAGAAGGGAGUGCCGCUCAAGGACGCAUCACUCGUCAACACGUUCAAAUUGAUGAGCCAAUACUCCGCGGCUGCUUAUUGCUUCAAAAAUCACGACAAUACUAUUGGGGACAAGGUAACUUGUCCUGCCGGCAACUGUCCUCUCGUAGAAGCAGCGGAUACAAAGUCUUUAGCGGAAUUUCAAGAUUUUCCUGGCACUGAUGUCACCGGCUUUGUUGCGGUCGACAAGUCGAACAAGAUGGUUGUCGUCUCCUUUCGAGGCUCGUUGUCGCCCGCGAACUUCGCAACAGAUCUAAACUUUGCACCAACAGCCACCGAUCUUUGCGCCGGCUGCACAGCUCAUAGCGGAUUCUGGCAAUCGUGGGUGGAUGCACGGCCCGGUGUCAUGGCUGCCGUACGCAAUGUCUCCGCGACCUAUCCCAACUUCAAGCUUGUGACCACGGGUCACUCGCUCGGCGGUGCCAUCGCCACUCUUGCGGCAGCACAGCUUCGAAACGAAGGAAAGUCGGUCGCAAUGUACUCCUUUGGUGCUCCACGGGUUGCACCAGAGAGACUCAGCCAGUUCAUUUCGAAUCAACCCGGCGGGAACUUUCGCAUUACCUUUGGUCAAGAUCUCGUCCCACGCCUGCCUCCCUCUUUAUUCAAAUACGUGCAUAUAUCCCCGGAGUAUUUCAUUGAAAAGAAUCGAAGAACUAGCAAGGGAGAUGUGCAACCCUCAGACGUGUCUAUGCUUGAGGGAAGCACCAAUUUUUGGGGGAACCGUAAGUUUGUUGUACCUAUCCUCUUGCCACAUGUCGAGUAUUUUGGAGACAUUUGCGGCUGUGUGACCGAUCAGAUUCUCGACCUUAAAAUCGAUGUUGAGUUCGCGUAA